AUGGAUGAUCAAUCACAUCAAAAGUUUUCUUUAUUAAAAUACACCAUAUUAUAGUACUGGUAAAAACUGAAGAAUAUUUUAACACUAAUACUGAUUAUAAAGAAAAGACCUUUUUUUGCAUGA
Molecule: messenger RNA, 123 nt
Organism: Paramecium octaurelia
Lineage: Eukaryota; Ciliophora; Oligohymenophorea; Peniculida; Parameciidae
Source: the annotation of a GenBank genome assembly